Messenger RNA from Colletotrichum destructivum, 579 nucleotides. Its product is annotated as Putative VPS4-associated protein. The coding region runs from base 1 to 579 and encodes 192 amino acids. Gene Ontology annotation, cellular component: endosome. The record is from RefSeq and is a predicted model, not a curated record. Lineage: Eukaryota; Fungi; Ascomycota; Sordariomycetes; Glomerellales; Glomerellaceae. The transcript has 4 exons. Gene Ontology annotation, biological process: vacuolar transport.
AUGUCCUUCGCCAACAUCUACACGCACCGCAAAGUUGCCGAGACGGCGGCCAAGGGCUGCGAUGUAUGCUAUCGCGCCACAAGUAGCGUGCUUGUGGCACCCGAAAACAAGGACUUCUUCUACGUAUGCCCCAGCCAUUUGAAGGACAAGAACUUCUGUUCCCCCAUCAUCGACAAAGAGGCCGUCGAGGCGAAGAAAAAGAAGGAGCUGGAAGAAGAGGUUGAGCGCGUCAAGAAGGAAUACGAAGAGAAGCAGAGAAAGAAGAAGGAGAAGGAGGACAAGGAGAAGGCCGAGGACAAGGACAAAAGCAAAGACAAGGAAAAAGAUAAGGAUGACAAGAAGACGGAUGACGAGAAGAAAGGCAGCGAUGCCAAAUCCCCAGAGAAGGACGGUGUCGAGACACCUACCCCAUCCGCAGAGGAGGAGCCCCGCGUUUUUGCGCUUCAUAAGAACUUCUACGGUAUUCGAAUCGAGAAGAAACGGCAGAUAGAGCUUGCCAGGAGAAACCGAGAACGACUCCAACAGCCCAACCUGUUUCCGUCCGUCCCGAAAGGUACACCAGGCGCACCUGGUAGCUGA